AUGACAAUCAAAAAUUUGAUGCGGCCAUCUGUCAAAAAAGUGUAAAUCAUAGUUGCAAUUUGAAUUAUUUUCAAUAAAUAUCUGAUAUAUUUAGUAUAAAAUGGCCCGUGAAAGCAGUGCAGGAUUCGACAGACACAUUACUAUCUUUUCCCCUGAAGGACGACUUUAUCAAGUCGAAUAUGCCCUGAAAGCCAUCAACCAAGGAGGGCUGACGUCAGUGGCGCUGCGCGGCACAGAUGCCGCCGUCAUCGCCGCCCAGCGCAAGGUGCCGGACAGACUGCUGGACCCGUCCUCCGUCACCCACCUAUUCCGCCUCACUGACCACAUCGGCUGUGUUAUGACUGGCAUGAUUGCUGACAGCCGCUCUCAAGUGCAGCGCGCUCGCUACGAAGCCGCCAACUACCAGUACAAGUACGGAGUGGAGGUGCCGGUGCACGCGCUGUGCCGCCGCGUGGCUGAUAUCUCUCAAGUUUACACUCAGAAUGCUGAGAUGAGGCCGCUGGGCUGCUGCAUGAUGCUGAUAGCAUACGACGCGGAGACGGGCCCGUGCGUGUACAAGACCGACCCGUCUGGUUACUACUGCUCCUACAAGGCUGUGGCUGCUGGGGCUAAGGCGACGGACGCGAACGCGUACCUCGAGAAGAAGCUGAAGAAGCGCUCGUCCCUAUCGGCGGACGAGGCGGUGCAGCUCGCCGUGUCGUGCCUGUCGCAGGUGCUGUCCGUGGACUUCAAGGCCAACGAGAUCGAAGUGGGCAUCGUCACCAAGGACCACCCUAAGUUCAAGAUGCUAUCUGAGCCGGAGAUCGACCGCCACCUGACCGCCAUCGCCGAGAAGGAUUAGGGUACUGUUACAUUAUCAAAAACACAUUUAUGUCUGUAACGUCAUUUUUUAAUAAAUAAAAGUGGGAACUUUUA
Molecule: messenger RNA, 915 nt
Organism: Plutella xylostella (diamondback moth)
Lineage: Eukaryota; Metazoa; Arthropoda; Insecta; Lepidoptera; Plutellidae
Product: proteasome subunit alpha type-6
Biological process (GO): ubiquitin-dependent protein catabolic process
Cellular component (GO): proteasome core complex, alpha-subunit complex; proteasome core complex
Source: RefSeq, a predicted model, not a curated record